UCGGCAUUUCCGGUAAAAUUUGCUGAGGAGGAAAGGAACUGUUUUGUUGUUGUCUACGAUUUGAGUUAUUAGAAACAAUUUAAGUGAAAUCUGAAUAUCCUGAGUCUGUAUUAAUUUGAAGCAAAUACGGGAAGAUGUCAGAAGAUUUGUUGAAACAGUUGGGCAGCUACAAAGCCCAGUUACAACAAGUGGAAGCUGCCUUAUCAACCGAUCCUGAGAACGAAGACCUUCUCAAAUUACAGAAAGACUUAUCGGAAGUCAUAGACUUGACAAAAGACCUCCUGACGUCGCAGCCCUCUGAAGGUACUGCUAGUGCCAACAGCUCCGAUGCAGCCCCCCUGAAACACAGCUGGAGCGUUGGGGACAGGUGUAUGACUGUGUGGAGUCAGGAUGGACAGGUGUAUGAGGCUGAGAUUGAGGAGAUAGACGGCGAGAACGGCACGGCGGCCAUUACCUUCUUCGGCUACGGGAACGCAGAGGUGGUGCCACUGCAGAACCUCAAACCUGCCGAGGAGGGCAAGCAUUCUGAGGAGGACGGGAAACCCAAGUCCAGGAAAGAGCAGAUAGCAGACCAGAGGGAGUACAAGAAGAAGAAGGCCCAGAAGAAGGUGCUGAGGAUGAAGGAGCUGGAACAGGAGCGAGAAGACCAGAAAUCCAAGUGGCAAAGUUUCAACAACAAGGCCUACAACAAGAACAAGAAAGGACAGGUGAAGAGGAGUAUAUUUGCAUCGCCGGAGAGCGUAAACGGCAAGGUGGGAGUAGGAACAUGUGGCAUAGCAGACAAACCCAUGACCACGUAUCACGACACAUCCAAAUAUAACGUCAGGCAUCUCAUGCCACAGUGACCAAAAAUGUUUUCUUGGUGUUUAAAGUAUCCCAUUGUAUAGUAGGAGGAUCAGUGUUUACCAUUGUGUUUAUAUGGCUUAGGUUACUCAAGUAAAGGAGCUUUGAAACUAAUCGCUUACUCACCAUUGGUUGGCUCAUUGGAAUAUUGUUCUUACCGGUAUGUCAUAUAGAACAGCAGAAUUCUUAAUAAAAUAAAUGACCCCUGUAAUGGAUCAGCACAAAUAACUCAAGUGUUUAGAUUGUGGUGACAUUUGUAUGGAUUGCUGUAUCUUUCUGAAUGCAACAAAGGCAAAAACUAUAAUAUGUGCAUGUUUCAAUGUUACACAUUUAUUAUAGCUUUUUCAGGGUGAACUGGGCUAUAUUAGACAUUUUUACUUUUUGCUGUUUAGUGGUAAUAACUCUUUUUAAAGCAUUUCAGUUUUGUACAUUUACAGUAAAACAAAUUGUCAUUUUUUUUGAGGUAAGAUGUCCCUCUCAUUUUGCCCUGAAAUUACGAGUAGGUUUCCAUAUUGGUACUGAAUGUUUAACAGUUCCUCCAGAUGGCAGUAAUGCAUUUUGUACCAUCUUUGUUUCCGUGACGUACAUCAAUGACCUUGUAUCACUGCUGGCGACGUAAGCGUUUCUUUUUCUCAAUUAAAAUCAGGGAUGAGUUGUGUA
Molecule: messenger RNA, 1503 nt
Organism: Oncorhynchus nerka (sockeye salmon)
Lineage: Eukaryota; Metazoa; Chordata; Actinopteri; Salmoniformes; Salmonidae
Gene: smndc1
Product: survival motor neuron domain containing 1
Exons: 6
Coding region: 135-845 (236 amino acids)
Biological process (GO): mRNA processing; regulation of alternative mRNA splicing, via spliceosome
Cellular component (GO): nucleus; cytoplasm; precatalytic spliceosome
Molecular function (GO): RNA binding
Source: RefSeq, a predicted model, not a curated record